This is a messenger RNA of Moesziomyces aphidis, 597 nucleotides long. NCBI's taxonomy places the organism in Eukaryota, Fungi, Basidiomycota, Ustilaginomycetes, Ustilaginales, Ustilaginaceae. The record is from the annotation of a GenBank genome assembly.
AUGCGCGGGCUCUUCGUCCUGCUUUUCCUCUUUGCCUCGAUCUUCCAUGGCGCUUUAGCCGCGCGAGGAAAUCCCUCAACGGCGGAGGAGGAGCACAGGUUCGAGAUCGAACGAUACCCUCCUUACGAGCGCCAAGACUAUGUGCGAAGAUUCCGUGAACACGUACACAACGAUCUUGGUCUUACUCAAGUGCGGCUGGGAAACGUGAGAGAUGCUCCAGUCACUUCCGACCAGCUGGCCUCCCACCUGAUCCUCGACAAGCACCAGCGUCGACUGAUCUAUCUCGGUCACACGGAACCCCAACUCUCAGACAUGGUCAUCGCUUCCCCGCUCAGCGGAGGUACGUCAGACGAUUCCAAGUUGUUUUCGAUCUUCAGUGCUCACAAGAACCCUCAGAGAGCUGGUCAUGCCAAGCUCAAGGCUUAUGGCUUCAUCAAGGUUGAGAAUCCAGGUCCCCUCUUGCAGCACAUGGACAACGCCCGCGGCACUCAAGGACUAGCGCUCGAAAAAGGCCAUGUACUCAAGCUGGGAGAAAUGCUCGAUGAGCUCCCCAUGCUCUUCCCGCCAGGCUGGAAUGGAAGGCCUCCACUCCGCUGA